GUUGCCGCCGGCUGGCACUGUCGCCGGUGCCUCGCCCAGGGCAACGCCGGGCCGGCAGCGAGGUCGGGGCGGCGGCACCGCGCUACGACGUGUUGGUGGUCGGCGGGGGCCAUGCGGGGACGGAGGCGGCGGCGGCAGCUGCCCGCGGCGGGGCCCGCACGCUGCUGCUCACGCACAGGAUCGGCACCAUCGGGGAGAUGUCCUGCAACCCGUCCUUCGGCGGCAUCGGGAAGGGGCACCUCAUGCGGGAGGUGGACGCUCUGGACGGGCUGUGCGGCCGCGUCUGCGACCGCUCCGGCGUCCACUACAAGGUGCUGAACCGCUGCAAGGGCCCGGCCGUGUGGGGCCUCCGCGCACAGAUCGACCGCGGCCUCUACAAGGAGAACAUGCAGAAAGAAAUCCUUAACACACCACUGUUGACAGUUCGUGAGGCAUCUGUGGAAGAUCUUAUCUUGACAGAGCCAGAAUCAGGCCAUCCUGGGAAAUGCCAAGUCGCGGGAGUCGUUCUGGGGGAUGGGAGCACAGUACACGCUGGGAGCGUUGUCCUGACCACCGGUACCUUUCUGAGGGGUAUGAUCCACAUUGGGCUAGAGAUGCACCCGGCUGGGCGGCUAGGGGACCAGCCAGCCAUCGGGCUAGCUCAGACUCUGGAGAAACUGGGAUUUGCUGUGGGCAGGCUGAAGACCGGGACACCACCAAGACUUGCCAAAGACACGAUUGACUUCAGUGGUCUGGAGGAACAUGGAGCUGACAAUCCUCCGGUGCCAUUCAGCUUCCUCAGUGAGGCUGUGUGGAUCAAGCCAGAAAGUCAGCUGCCAUGUUACCUGACACGCACUACCCUGAAAGCCCAGCAAAUUAUCUGUGAUAACCUCCACCUGAACAACCAUGUAAGGGAGACAACAAGGGGCCCUCGGUACUGUCCCUCUCUUGAAUCAAAGGUUCUGCGCUUCCCAAACCGGCAACAUCAAGUUUGGCUGGAGCCUGAAGGCUUGGAAUCCAACAACAUUUACCCCCAAGGCAUGUCCAUGACACUGCCACCUGAGCUUCAGGAGCAGGUGAUCAAAUCCGUCCCAGGCUUGGAAAAAGCCAAGAUGAUACAGCCAGGUGAGGUCAUCCUGCCCCACUGGUUGCCUUUGCUGACCUUCAAAAUGCCUCCUGUAACAUCUGUCUUGUUGUGUGUCAUAGGCUACGGGGUGCAAUAUGAUUUUUUAGAUCCCCGUCAACUGACUGCUUCCCUCGAGUCGCGUCUUGUUCAGCGCCUCUUCCUUGCAGGCCAGAUAAAUGGCACGACAGGCUAUGAAGAAGCUGCAGCUCAGGGUGUGAUUGCUGGGAUCAAUGCCUGUCUGCGGGUUCAUGGCAAACCCCCUUUCAUUGUCAGUCGCACCGAAGGCUACAUUGGGGUCCUGAUCAAUGACCUCACCACUCUGGGCACCAGCGAGCCCUACCGGAUGUUCACCAGCCGUGUGGAGUUCCGCAUGUCCCUCCGGCCCGACAAUGCUGAUGCCAGGCUCACUCACAGAGGUUUUGAAGAAGCUGGGUGUGUGUCGCAGCAGCGAUAUGAACAAGCAGUUAAGAUGAGAGCUGCUUUAGAUGAUGGAAUUGCAACACUAAAAUCACUUCAGUUCAGCAUAUCCAAAUGGUCCCAGUUACUGCCAGAAGUUCCCAUCAGUAGCAGUCGCAGGUCGCCUGUCAGUGCUUUUGACAUCCUUCAAUAUCAAGAUGUCAGUAUGGAGGUUCUGGCAAAAGCUGUCCCAGAGUGCCUGGACAAGCUUGCUCAAUGGAGACAAUUGGCAGAGAGAUUGAAAAUAGAAGCUGCUUAUGAGUGGUGUGUAGUCAACCAACAGCAGGAAAUAGAAGAAGUACGUCGUGAUGAAGCGCUCCAGCUGCCAGAGGACAUAGAUUAUUUUGCCAUUGAUGCAUCGCUUUCAGCAGAAGUGCGGGAGAAACUGGACUCCAGCCGUCCCCAGACGAUUGGUGCAGUCAGCCGUAUCCCUGGAAUUACACCAGCUGCUAUUGUUAACCUGCUAAGGUUUGUGAAAACCAAUCACCAGAAGACAGAGAAGCUAAAAGCUUUACCUCAGUCUGGGAAAUACUUACCAGGGAAAAUGUACUCAGAGAAAGCAACUUCACAAAGACAGAUGUCAGCUGAGUUUUCUGAAGAGGAGACACAAAGUACCUUGGUUAAAACACCUUUUUAGAGAGUGGCACGGAUCCUGCCACUGUGUGGCAAGAUCACCUGUGCUCGUGACCCUCUUCACAAGUAACAGCCAUGCUGGCCGGAUCCAAAGCAGUUCUAGUUAUGUUCUGCGGUGGGGUCGUUGAGUAGAACAAAGAUGAUGAAUGCACAAAAUAAAUGCUCAGAAACCUAAAUACAGCCUGUGAUUUUUCUGAUGCAAAUCAAGAGACAGGAGAACUGCUUUUAAAAUUCCACUCAUUUGGAAGGUGUUGGAUAGUCAAAAUCUGUUCUAAAGCAUCUUGUAAAGGACAGUGUUUUGCUCUUAUAAAAUGAGUAAGAAAUGUUACUGUACUGAACCUGUGGCAGCACAAGAGCAUUUGAGUUGAAAAGCGUGUUCCAUUGACUUUAGUACUUGUGUUCAUAGCUGUGCAGUGACUAUGCACAAUCUGGUGUCUCGGUGUGGUGUCAGCCAAGAGGAAACACUUGGCUAUGGAAAUGUGUGCCACAUGAAUAUUUGAACUUACAUAGGAGACUGACUGAAUGCAAACAUCAUAUCCUGCAGAUGUUUUUCUCCUUUAAAAUAAAUAAAGCUUUUCUUGAAACUCA
Molecule: messenger RNA, 2782 nt
Organism: Chiroxiphia lanceolata (lance-tailed manakin)
Lineage: Eukaryota; Metazoa; Chordata; Aves; Passeriformes; Pipridae
Gene: MTO1
Product: mitochondrial tRNA translation optimization 1
Exons: 12
Coding region: 198-2198 (666 amino acids)
Biological process (GO): tRNA methylation; tRNA wobble uridine modification
Cellular component (GO): cytosol
Molecular function (GO): flavin adenine dinucleotide binding
Source: RefSeq, a predicted model, not a curated record